AUGUGCUACGUGGAAGACGUGGUGAUAGCGAGGCCUACAAUGGAAGACGAUGUGUUUCCAUGCAUGAAAAGGUCAGGACUAAAGUGCAAACAGUCAAAGUGCGAGUUACUCAAAGACUCAAUCAAAUACUUGGGGAGGAUGGUGGAUAGGCAUGGCAUCAGAUCAGACCCAGAUGCAGUGGAAGCGGUUCUGACUUGGAAAUCGCCAAAGACGGAACAUCAAUUGAUGAGCUUUCUGGGUUUCGCGAACUAUUACAGGGAGUUCAUCAAGGGCUACGCGGACAAGGUACACCCGAUGAAACAACUAAUGAGGUACAAAGGCAAGAAGUUCACGUGGAACAACGCGGCGGAAGAGUCAUUCCAGAGAAUAAAGAAAGAGUUGUGCGAGGCACGGAUCAGAGGAAAGGGUAAGGAGGAACCGGAAUUCACGAUUUUGAGAAGGAAUGAAACUGGUAGUGUCGAGGACUCCUUAAACGGAAAAUCGGACGGGAAAGAUGUCGUGCAGUCAUUGGUUGAUAAAAUCCGUGAUGACAUACUUGAGCGGACUCGGGUUAGGAAGAAGAAAGUGGCAUUUAAGGAGGAGGCUGAACACCUUGGACUAGACCAAGAGUCCGGGGAGUGGCCCACAGUGGAAGAAGAUGCUGAAGAAGAAAAAUUGUCCGGGGAGUGCGAAGAGUGGGAUGAAGAUUCGGAGAAGAGCAGCGAUGACCAAGAUAGUCUAUGCAUGAUACUGGCGGAAGAGAAGAUGAGACACCGCGACAGGGAUCUACAGACGGAUCCUUCCUCAGGAACGUACAACUUGGAUCAGCAGGAAGUGCGAGGAGGUGAAGAGCUUGAGAAAAUUGCAGUGUGGAGGAAAUUAUUCAGGGAGCUAUCGUGCAACUCAAAUGUCAGAACAAAUCUGGUGCCAGAAGAUGACAGGAAGAUCAUAAGGAGGAUAGUAUGCGUAAAGCUGAAGGACGACAUCCACAACCCUGGAGAAAUGAAUCGUCAGAUAAUGGCACUAAAAGAGCACGUCAAGGCAAGAUAUAGGCUGUCGAAUCUAUUACGGGCCCAAAAGAAUGACAAGAUGACAAGUAACCUCUCCACAUGGAUCCGGAAGGGGUCCAAAGAGAAGGGGGACCUAGAAGAAGACAGCUACAAGAUCUUAAGCCAGUUUUACAAAGACAGAAAGACCUACUCUAUCACACAGCUGAUGGGAAGAUCGCAUGAUCAAAUGGGGCACCAGGGGAUAGACGAGGUGCAAAAAAGAAUACUUCAUAGGUUUGACUGGCCAGGAUUAAGGAAAGCCUGUGAGAGAUCGGUGAAUAUAUGCCUGGCAUGCCUGCAAGUGAAAGACCCAAAGAAGAUAAAGUUCCCACUCAAGUCCGUUGAAAGCUCGGAAUUUAACGAAGUUGUGCAGAUAGACCAUCAGAAUAUCUGCAUGACAGAAUCGGGAUAUAACCAGAUAUUGGUCAUAAUAGAUCAUUUCACGAAAUUGGCAGAAGCGGUAGAAGAGACGUGUGACCACCUGAUAACACAUUGGAUAUCACGGUAUGGGUGUCCCAUGACAUUUCAGUCGGACAACUGCAAGGCCUUCGUUGUGGACCUGACAAAUAAUUGA
Molecule: messenger RNA, 1602 nt
Organism: Symsagittifera roscoffensis
Lineage: Eukaryota; Metazoa; Xenacoelomorpha; Acoela; Convolutidae
Exons: 3
Coding region: 1-1602 (533 amino acids)
Molecular function (GO): nucleic acid binding
Source: RefSeq, a predicted model, not a curated record